Molecule: messenger RNA, 459 nt
Organism: Phycodurus eques (leafy seadragon)
Lineage: Eukaryota; Metazoa; Chordata; Actinopteri; Syngnathiformes; Syngnathidae
Gene: ubl5
Product: ubiquitin like 5
Exons: 5
Coding region: 98-319 (73 amino acids)
Biological process (GO): mRNA splicing, via spliceosome; protein modification process
Cellular component (GO): nucleus; cytoplasm
Molecular function (GO): protein binding; protein tag activity
Source: RefSeq, a predicted model, not a curated record
GGCUGAACCAGUGAGACGAGAGCCUUAUUGAAUCAUUGGCGUUACAAGCUUGAUUUAUUUUGCUACUCUACUUCUGGUUUCGAGGCAGAACGACAAGAUGAUCGAGGUGGUCUGCAACGAUCGUCUGGGCAAGAAAGUCCGGGUAAAGUGCAAUUCUGAGGACACCAUCGGAGACCUGAAGAAGCUCAUUGCAGCCCAGACGGGGACGCGGUAUGACAAAAUCAUCUUGAAGAAAUGGUACACCAUAUUCAAGGACCACGUGUCACUGGGAGACUAUGAGAUCCACGAUGGCAUGAACCUGGAGUUGUACUAUCAGUGAAAGGAAGGCUCAUUCUGUCAGGAGAUGAUGACAUCAUUAGUAUUUUUUGGCCAAACAAAUUGAUAAUGUGUGAAUUGUUUUGUUUGGUUUCUUUUGAUAUUUUGAAAAAUAAAGUGGAUAUUUACCAACAAUCAUGAAAA